CAAAAGCAACUUCCGCUAGUUGCCGGAAGUGACGUCUGAAAGUAAACAGAGGAGCUGUCAGUUGAUCCAGAAAUUAAUAUAUUUACGACUAAGGGAAGCGAUUUAAGAACGGCAUUUUGCUUUUUAUGCAUACAAAGGGACAUUUGUAUGAACUGGUGCACAUUCUAGUAAAGGUUUAACGGGACAGGAGUGACGCUGUCCUGCGAUGUUCACAGACAUGGACUAUGAAUUGGAGGAGGACAAACUGGGGAUACCGACAGUCCCUGGCACUGUGUGUCUGAAGAAAGAUGCUAAUAACCUGAUAGGGAUCAGCAUUGGGGGUGGGGCACAGUACUGUCCAUGUCUCUACAUUGUGCAGGUCUUUGAUAACACCCCAGCAGCUCUGGAUGGGACGCUGGCAGCAGGUGAUGAAAUCACAGGCGUGAACGGCAAACCAGUAAAGGGAAAGACAAAAGUGGAGGUGGCCAAGAUGAUUCAAGCUGUCCAGGGAGAGGCAGUAAUCCACUACAACAAAUUGCAGGCAGACCCAAAACAGGGGAAGUCUCUGGAUAUAGUGUUGAAAAAAGUCAAACAUCGCCUGGUAGAGAAUAUGAGCUCAGGCACAGCAGAUGCUCUCGGACUCAGUAGAGCUAUUCUAUGCAAUGAUGGACUGGUCAAAAGACUAGAAGAAUUGGAGAAAACAGCAGAGCUCUACAAAGGGCUGAUGGAGCACACAAAGAGACUGCUCAGAGCUUUCUUUGAGCUUUCUCAAACCCACAGAGCAUUUGGGGAUGUUUUUUCUGUCAUCGGAGUUCGAGAGCCUCAGGCUGCAGCCAGUGAGGCCUUUGUGAAGUUUGCUGAUGCUCACCGCAACAUUGAGAAAUAUGGUAUUCAGCUACUAAAGACCAUCAAGCCUAUGCUUCAUGAUCUGAACACAUACCUUCACAAAGCCAUACCAGACACAAAGCUCACCAUCCGCAAGUACCUGGAUGUGAAGUUUGAAUAUCUGUCAUACUGCUUGAAGGUGAAGGAGAUGGACGAUGAGGAAUACAGCAGUAUUGCCAUGGGAGAGCCUCUGUAUCGCGUCAGCACUGGUAACUAUGAGUACCGCUUGGUGCUGCGAUGUCGGCAGGAGGCUCGCGCCCGCUUUGCCAAAAUGAGGAAGGACGUUCUGGAGAAGAUAGAGCUGCUGGAUCAGAAACAUGUCCAGGACAUUGUGUUCCAGCUGCAGCGCUUUGUCUCGGGCAUGUCACAUUACUAUGACGAGUGCUACGCCGUCUUGAAGGAGGCGGAUGUCUUCCCCAUCGAGGUGGACCUCUCCCGCACCAUGAUCAACUACGGCAGCCAGUCGCUCUCCUACGCUGAAGACGAGGAGGAGGAGGAGGGAGGAGGAGGCGGAGACGAAGGAGGAAGCAACGUAGGGAGACAAGCAGAGAACGGCGCUGAGAAACUGAUCGAUGACGAAUGAGUGUGUGUGUGUGUGUGAGAGUGUGAGAGUGAAUGUGGUGUUCUUAUGGACGUUAAAUCUGCCCCGCUAACAUAACUGUUCCUCACUUACAAUUUAUGUCAACACUCUCACCAAACGAUGAUCUUUAGAGUGGAACAUAGCAGCUGACAUUGUUAAUACUGUUGUCACAAAGGUGAAUACUACUGAAAAUCGCUGCUAUAAUCCUGUUGUCUGGUCUUUCUGUGGUGUUUUCCUUGUGGAAUACACUCAAAUCAACGGCUUUGUGAUUACCAUAUCAUUUUACUGUUGUGAAUUAUGACUCAACUUUCUCUUUAAACCGUAGACUUCCUGCUUUUGAUGUGACUGUCGUCCACUCAUAAGGUCAUUGCUGAAUGAGUGUGAGACAAACACAACUAACAGAAGGCAACUUUAUUUUAAUGCUGCAGAGGAGGAACUAAAUGCAUACGAGGUGUGCCUUUUAGACUCUUAGUGUAAUGAAGUGUAAUGGGUCGGGGCUGUGUGUCAGUGUGCACAUUGUGGAUUGUUAAAGCUUUACCUUGAUAUUUACAUUUUUAUUUGAUUAUUUUCUUUGCUGUAAACAUUUUGGACAGGGAUUUAUUUAGAAUAGAAUAGAAAGCCUUUUUUGUCAUUGUAGAUAAUACAACAAAAUUAAGAAUACUACUCCUGCUCAGUGCAUUAAAAGAAAAAACAACCUCAGCAAACAACAACCACAGUCAACAACACAGAUUCUAAAAUAAGUACAGUAAAUAAAUACAUAUAAAUAUAUAUAAUACAAAUAUGUUAGUUUGCACUAGAAGAUGUGAGGUGUCACUGCAGAGACAUUUUCUCCUCACCUUAACAAGCAACUGGCAAAUUACACUAAUGGAUCAACAUUUUAAAGGUGUUUGCUGAAGAUGGGGGCUACCACAGAAAUGAUUCUUCCUCAUGAUUCCUACUUGAAGUGUUUGUUACAUGCAACUGUUACACAUCUUUGGAUGUUUUUCCUUCUUCUUAAAACAUUUUAGUUGUUAAACAAGGAAGAGCUUGCCACAGAGUGUCCACCAACAGAGAGUUUCACAACCAAAGUUUUUUUUUUUUAAAUUCAAUCUGCAUACUUCAAGUUAAACUGUGUUAUUUUCCUGUAACACUAACCUUCAUUUCUCACUUCCCCUUAUUCCAGUGGCGCCCAGCCCUCCAGUAGUGUUUUUGUCUAAGAUGAGAAAGUUAUUAGACGAACACUAUAAUAACACUCAGAGCUUUACCAUGCUGUGGAUGUGGACUGAAAUUGCAGACACUACAUGUAAAUAAGAAUGUAUAAAGGGAAAGAGUAUAAAAACUCUGCUGUUGUAAUUUCUCUUGUCAUUCCAACUUUAUUUAUUUUUGUCAAAAUAUAUUUAAAAGAUUUAAUGAUCAGUAAAUUGCGAGAUUAAUUCUGUUACAGUGAAUAUAAUUAUCCACCCGUGUAACUCUGGGGUCUGUCUUUUUUGUUUGUUUAUUUGUUUUUUGUCUUGUGUGAAAUAAGAUGACUUUUGUGCAUUUUGAUGAUUAACUGUUGCAGACGUGUUUGAGGUCAUCACUUGGGGGCAGCAUCACAUCAGAUCACACUGUCCUGCAGUCGGCACUGACUGACUGUGGCUCCUGUUUUGAAGGAUUUUCUUCUGUGUGUUGUUUUUCCAAAUAACUGGAAUGUAUGAAUCAAAGGGACCUACUGUAUUUUUAUUUUAUCUUUAACAGGGCGGUUCAUAGACAUAUUGGCUGGAGUUAACAGGCUUAUUUGGAGUUAAAUUGACUACAUGAACCUUAAAAUGGCCUAAGCAAUGAUUUUUUUAAAACUAUAAAUAAACAUACAAUUAUAACUAAAAAA
Thunnus maccoyii (southern bluefin tuna) is the source of this 3290-nucleotide messenger RNA. RefSeq names its product protein interacting with prkca 1 (gene pick1). Gene Ontology annotation, molecular function: protein kinase C binding; phospholipid binding; protein domain specific binding. The coding region runs from base 206 to 1447 and encodes 413 amino acids. Lineage: Eukaryota; Metazoa; Chordata; Actinopteri; Scombriformes; Scombridae. Gene Ontology annotation, cellular component: postsynaptic density; postsynaptic early endosome; trans-Golgi network membrane. The transcript has 13 exons. Gene Ontology annotation, biological process: intracellular protein transport; positive regulation of receptor internalization; dendritic spine maintenance. The record is from RefSeq and is a predicted model, not a curated record.